Messenger RNA from Octodon degus (degu), 1485 nucleotides. RefSeq names its product alanine-glyoxylate aminotransferase (gene Agxt). The record is from RefSeq and is a predicted model, not a curated record. Gene Ontology annotation, molecular function: L-alanine:glyoxylate transaminase activity; L-serine:pyruvate transaminase activity. Gene Ontology annotation, cellular component: peroxisome. Lineage: Eukaryota; Metazoa; Chordata; Mammalia; Rodentia; Octodontidae. Bases 36 to 1280 code for a protein of 414 amino acids. The transcript is spliced from 11 exons.
CUCACCUCUGUGACCAGCGCAGGGCCAGCUGGGAGAUGUUCCAGGUGCUGGCCAAGGCCAGUCCUGCCCUGGGGCCCCAGGUGUUAGUCUGGGCACAGACCAUGGCCUCGCACCAGCUGCGUGUGGCCCCGCCAGGAGCCCUGCUCAAACCGCUCUCCGUCCCCAACCGACUGCUUCUGGGUGCUGGCCCCUCCAACAUGGCUCCCCGUGUCCAGGCAGCUGGCAGGCUGCAGGUGAUCGGGGUCAUGCACAAGGAGAUAUUCCAGGUCAUGGAUGAGAUCAAGCAGGGCAUCCAGUACGUGUUCCAGACCACGAAUGCCCUCACGCUGGCCGUCAGCGGCCCAGGACACUGCGCCCUAGAGACAGCGCUGAUGAAUCUCCUGGAGCCUGGGGACUCCUUCCUGGUCGGGGCCAACGGCAUGUGGGGGCUAAGGGCUGUGGACAUCGGGGAGCGAAUAGGAGCUCAUGUGCACCCCAUGAUCAAGGAGCCUGGAGGCUACUACACACUGCAGGAGGUGGAGGAGGGCCUUGCCCAUCACAAGCCAGUGCUGCUGUUCCUGACCCACGGGGAGUCCUCCACCGGAGUGCUGCAGCCCCUGGACGGUUAUGGGGAGCUGUGCCACAGGUACCAGUGCCUGCUGUUGGUGGAUGCCGUUGCAUCCCUGGGUGGGGCCCCCCUCUACAUGGACCAGCAAGGCAUUGAUGUCCUGUACUCUGGCUCCCAGAAGGUCCUCAACAGCCCCCCAGGAACCGCUCUCCUCUCCUUCAGCAACAGGGCCAAGCACAAGGUCUACACACGCAAGACGAAGCCUGUUUCUUUCUUCAUGGACGUUACACUAUUGGCGAACUUCUGGGGCUGCGAUGACAAGCCUAGGACGUACCAUCAUACCAUCCCUGUCACUGGCCUGUACAGCCUGAGGGAGAGCCUGGCACUCAUGGUGGAGGAGGGCUUGGAGGUUAGCUGGCGGCGGCACCAUGAGGCCAUGGCAUACCUGCACGGGCGUCUGCAGGGCCUGGGCCUGCAGCUCUUCGUGAGAGACCCGGCCACGCGUCUGCCCACAGUCACUACAGUGGUCGUACCCUCUGGCUACAACUGGAGGGAUAUCGUGGACUACAUCAUGGACUCCUUCAGCAUUGAGAUCAUGGGUGGCCUGGGCCCUUCUGCAGGGAAGGUGCUGCGGAUCGGCCUGCUGGGCUGCAAUGCCAGCCGGGAGAACGUGGACCGCCUGACUGAAGCCCUGAAGGAGGCUCUGCAGCACUGCUCCCGCAACAGGCUGUGAUGCUGCCCUGAGCCUCCCGGCCCGGGGUACGGAGGUGCCAGCAGGCCACAUGACCCCGGGCCUGAGGCCAGGAGAGCUGUACGUGACCUUUCUUCCCCCAGCAGGAUCCCUGGAGGAGGAUUCACUGUGCUUUCCGCAGAGCUGCUGUCCCUGUGGCCACUGACCUCCGAGAGUGUUCAAUAAAGCACUGGCCACGUCUCUGCUA